Molecule: messenger RNA, 1835 nt
Organism: Daucus carota subsp. sativus
Lineage: Eukaryota; Viridiplantae; Streptophyta; Magnoliopsida; Apiales; Apiaceae
Product: myosin-2
Exons: 6
Coding region: 471-1658 (395 amino acids)
Biological process (GO): vesicle transport along actin filament; actin filament organization
Cellular component (GO): actin cytoskeleton; cytoplasm; vesicle
Molecular function (GO): actin filament binding; microfilament motor activity
Source: RefSeq, a predicted model, not a curated record
AAUUAGAUUAAGUAGAAAUCAGUUUAUUCAAAAAAAGAGAGUAGAAAUCUACAGUUUCCUUUCGGCAGAACAUGCAAAGUAAAUCUAUCGAUAUCAACAUAUUUAACCAGAAAUAAAGAUCCUUUUUCUCUACUAGCAACAAACUUACCUAAAGUAUUGUAGUUGUACUAAAUUAAUUUCAUACUAUAUAACUCUCGUUUUCUCGUUUUUGCUGUCAAUCUUCUUCUAUCUUCGUUUUUCUAUAUUUCGCAAUAUUUAGAAAAAAAUCAUUUGUUGUGUAGAUGCCAAUUUAAGUGUUUUUUGCAGCUACAAAUGUUCUGCUUCUUUUGUAAUUUGUUUCUUGUUUUUUGUAUUUCAUUCUGGUUGUUUUGAGUUGUGAUCUUGAUCAGGCUUUAGAUACGAGGUUUCAACAAUGUCAUGAGUUUGAUUUAAGUCUGUCUGAAAAGACUAUAGAGGUUUGAGAUAGAGAAAUGUUGUCUGUGUCGCCAUCUAUGAUAGCUCGGAGCUCGAUGGAGGAAAUGCUGGAUUCUCUCCGGCGGAGAGAGGAAGUUGACAGGCCAAGAGACUUGCCGCCCAAGCUGCCGUCUCGGCCGGUCUCCAAGGCUCGCCGGCCUUCGUCUAAGCGCCCGCUGCCUAAUGAUUUCGAAAACUCCUCUGCUGCUCUCAGUUGUGUGAAAAAGGAUUCAAGAGGUGGCAGUUUUGAUGCCAAAAAGAAUGGAACAUUGGAGGAAGCAAGAAAACAGGUUCUGCUAGGCACACUUAAGGUGCAGAAAUGCUUUCGUUCUUAUCAGGAUCGUCGUUACUUCCUUGAGCUGAAACGAGGGGUGAUAUCGCUUCAAUCAUUUGUCCGUGCUGCAAAUGCUAGAAGGAAGUAUGAUUGUCUCAUUAAUCAAAGGGAACUGGUUGUUCAGAAAACAAAUGAGCAGGAAAGGAUUGUUCUACAAUUACAAGCAGUAAUACGUGGAUGGCUGGCUAGAAAACAGGCUAAGAUAUUGCAGAAUCUGGAAAAAUUGGAUCAAUGUAACCCAGGUUCUGUUCACAGUCCAAGUAGGAGGAAAUCUGAUGUCAAGGAGAUGCCACAAGUAAGCAAAAAGGCUCUGCCUUUAUCUGUGGAAGAGCUUCAAAAGAGGGUUUUGAAGGCAGAGAUGAACCUAGAGAAAAAAGAACAAGAAAAUGCAGCACUGCGAAAUCAAGUGCAGCAAUAUGAAGCUAGGUGGCUGGAAUAUGAAGGCAAAAUGAAAUUGAUGGAAGACAUGUGGCAAAAGCAGACAUCAUCGUUACAAAUGAGCCUGGCUGCAGUGAAAAGAAGUCUUUCUAAUAACACCUCCAAUCAGUCCAGGAGGCAAGAGGAUCUGACGGAGUUUGGAGCAGUACGGCAAUCUAAUGGCAAUGGCAAUCCAGUGUGCCACCUGAUGAAAGAGUUUGAGCAACGAAAACAUACUUUCAAUGAUGAAGUGAAAGCUAUUGUGGAGUCAGGGAACUCAGCUUAUGCAGACCCUGAUAAAGACCUUCGAAACCUGAAAAACAAAUUUGAAACAUGGAUGAAAGAUUACAAGGCUCGUUUACGGGAGGCCAAGGUGAAGCUUCAUAAAAUUGGAGUCUCAGAUGCUGAAGCAGGUCAUCGCAAAUGGUGGCGAGGGAUGAGUAAACGACGUUAGUACUGGAUUAGUUGUACCAUGAGAAAAUAUUGUUGUUGGUGCAGAUUGCAGAAAUUUAAUUAGUAGCAUCAACUAGAAAGGUGCUUCAAGCCAAAAAAAGAAAAGAACAAUAGUAUGAUGCAUCAUGCAAGAAAUGUGUUUAUUUUUUAUGUAUACAUCUGUUGUUUCUAGACUCUA